Stylophora pistillata is the source of this 3407-nucleotide messenger RNA. RefSeq names its product NACHT, LRR and PYD domains-containing protein 3. The record is from RefSeq and is a predicted model, not a curated record. Gene Ontology annotation, molecular function: protein binding. NCBI's taxonomy places the organism in Eukaryota, Metazoa, Cnidaria, Anthozoa, Scleractinia, Pocilloporidae.
AUUCGGUUAUUGACUCUACUUUCAUAAGCAUAACAGGGCCAAUUAAUUUGUUUAAAGGAACGAUCAGCAAAUUUUAACAAUCAACCGCUAACGGUUUGAUUGUCCAAGUGUUUGGUGAGAUCACUGAAGUAGAUCACAACUGAAGAAUAUCAGUCACUGUUUACAUGUGCACAAGACCACCGAUCUUUCGAGUUCUCGACCGAAAGGCAGCUAUCUGAGUGCCCAUAUUAGAAAUUAGUCCUCCCUAAUGGCCUCUGCAUUGGAGCUUUCGUUUCAUUCUUCGAAAGAGACAACUAACUAUUAUCGGCUGUGCAAGCUUCUGGUGGAUGUUGGAUCACAUGUCCUGAGAAAGAUAUUCGACGAGAAGCGUCCACCAGGAAAUUUGGACACAGUUUUGUCAAGUCCUUUAGUGCAUUCCAUUCUGCAAACACUUCGAAAGAAGAGAGUUCUUAGUUGUUUGCAAUGGGAGAAACUGUAUCCCACCGUCAAAUCUUCAGUUUCAUUACAGUAUUUGGACAUCAGUACCCUAAUGGUUCUGCUGAGAAAUCUUUGUGGUUUUAAUCCUCCAGCUACUGGCUGGGAUACGCUUCCUCCUGCAGAUGACACAUCCCUUGAGGCAGACAUCGCUCGCAUCAAGUGCUACAGGAACACCGUUCAAAGUCAUGCUAGUCAGGCUGCAAUUGACGAAGCAACGUUCAAUCAGUACUGGAAGGACAUCCAGGGUGCACUGGUGAGAAUAGGUGGAGAAGGUUACCAAUGUGCUAUUGAUGGCUUGAAAAAGGAAUGCAUUGACAGCGAUUUUGGGGAGCACUACAAAGAGCUUCUUAAACAAUGUGUUCACGAUGAACUCAACACAAAUGAAAAAUUGGAUAAAUUGAUGGAAGAUGUUUCUCAGUUUGGAAGGAAGUUGGACGAAUUGAAGGCGGCCAGGGCGAAUUCCGAAGGGAAAAUAGGAGCUGAAGCUGUAACAGCAUAUACCGACGCUUUGAAGGAAUCAAUAAAAAGCCAAACUGAAUUUUGCCGUAACGCUUCUGAAACCGAGACAAAAGUGAGCACGGAUGACAUUUUCACUAAUAUUCUCAUUCAACAUGGAAGAAAACCCGUUGAAGACCAUGAUACGGGAAGGGAGGCACACCUUCGCCAGUACGGUCAAGUGAGUGGAAGACCAGUCAAGCAUUGCCGAGAAAUAUUCAUUUCAACCGAUGGCAAUGAGAAAAAUCCACAAUCUGUUCUUCUCACUGGAAAGGCGGGCAUCGGUAAAACUCUGUUUUGCCAGAAGUUGAUCAGAGAUUGGGCCGACGGCAAAUUAUUUCAGUUACUACCGGGAACAAACGUCCCCGACUUCAAGUUUGCAUACUUGCUGACUUUUCGUCAGCUGAAUUUACUUAAAGAUAGUCCAGCCAGCUUGAGAGGAAUCCUAAACCGAUCGUCAGUGCUAGAUGACCACUCAAAUAUUGACAAUUCCUUAUUUGAAUACAUGAUUAAUCAUCCGGAGGAAGUUUUGAUUGUCAUCGACGGGUACGACGAGUAUUCACAGCAAGAUUUCAUCGCUAGUGAUUCAGAGGAAGGAUUUCCCAACAACGCCCGAGAGAAAAUGCCAGUAGCGGCAGUGUGUGCCAAACUCAUCAAAGGAAAAAUCUUGAGAGGUUCCGUUGUCAUGGUAACGUCAAGGCCCGAUGAAUCUGACAAAAUAAAAGACGAAAUUAGAUUUGAUAGAUACGUUGAAAUUACAGGAUUUUUUGAACCGCAGGUGAAGGAAUACAUUGAGAAGUAUUUCAGAGAUAACGAGAGAUUCAAAAGCACAGUGACCGACCACAUCACAAAGAAUGCCAAUCUCGUCAGCUUUGCCCACAUUCCUGUGCUUUGUUUUCUGAUGUGUUACUACUUUGAUUACAUUCUAACGGAAUCAACGAACACUAAAGCCCUCCCUGUGAAAACAAGUGACCUUUACUUUGAAGUGGUCAACAUGUUUGUGCGAAAGCACAACAAAAACAAGAGACUCUCCCACGAGGAAACCUUGGAUAAAUUAUCGGAAUUAGCUGCUCAGUUGCUCUUGGAGAAGAGGUUUCUAUUUACGAAAGAGGAUGUGAAAAUGUUCAGCCCACAAGAAGUUGAAAGUUUGAGCGCAAGUGGUCUUCUUCACUGCGGUCCUCCUUUCAGAAAAUCUUGUUUUGAAACGACGAAAUAUUUUUGCUUCACCCACUUGACUCUCCAAGAGUAUCUAGCUGCUCGUUGGUUUGUGAAGAGGAAAGAAAUUCCCCCUGGCGAUGUUUCAUCAGUUGUACUGCAAUACAUGUCCGGUAUUCUGUCAAAGCAGAAAGACAACGUAUUUAUGGAACGAAUACUUGAUGGAUUCAGUACUGAAUACUUUUUUAGGAGGAAGCUUCUAACAGUUUAUUGUCUGAUGGAGUACGAGGACAAACAGUUUGCCAAAAGUAUCGUAGAGAAGGGCUACUAUGAAUUCUGUGAUCGUAAAGGCACGAUUGUUUUCAGGAAUGUGACUGAUACGGGUUGCACUUCAGUGUCUUUUUUGCUAGAUGUUAUGAGUGCAUUGAAUGAUGACGAAGAGUCGGGGAGAAAUCAUUUAAUCUGUGAGCAGCAGAACGCAGCAUGCAGAGCGAGCGCACUGGAUCUGAGUGGUAAUCAAAUCACUGAUGACGGUGUUGCCAGUCUAUGUCAAGCAUUACAGACAGCUACAAGGAAGUUACCAAAACUGGUUCUGAGUGGUAAUCAGAUCACAGAUACUGGUGUUGACAGCCUGUGUCAAGCGUUACAGACAGAAACGUGUGGCAUAACCAGACUCAAUUUGAGUUACAAUCAGAUCACCGAUGCCGGAGUUGUUUGUCUAUGUCAAGUUUUACAAAAAGCUGUUUGUAAGGUGAAGACACUGGAUCUGAGUCUUAAUCAGAUCACUGAUGCCGGUGUGGUCAGUCUUUGUCAAGCCUUGCAGACAGCAACAUGUAAGGUAACUGCAGUGGAUUUGAGUUCCAAUCAGAUCAGUGAUGUCGGCAAGGAGAAUCUCGCUAAUCUACUGAAACUUUACCCUGACCGUUACCACAUCGACUAUUUUUAGGGGUAGAACUUCGCUGAGAAGUAGAGCUCCUGACAGAAAGGUACUGAGAAAGUGUUCAAACAUUUAAAUGUACUCGAUUAAAUGCGCUUCGAAUUCGAAUUCAUUCACUGCGCUGUUCAACUUCGCUGGCAAUAGUAAUAGCAAUGACUGUUGUAUUUCUAGCCUAGACUCGCUGGAACGAACACACCUAACAACAAGGCUGGUUUUAUGCCUUCCGUUUAACAAGAUGAGCCUUGGUUCCAUAGAAGAAUUACUGUAUUGUUCUACAGUAUGUCGGAAUUACACUGAAUAGGGUGUAUCCUGUUGAUAAAUGUAACUCUUUUGGGGUUCAAGU